AUGGAGAAUGAAGUUGGGAAAUCUGUGGACAACCAAAUGGAUAAGUACAUAGUUACAAUAAUGGGGAAAUCAGAAAGUCAAAUGGAUAUUGUAGAAAAAUCGACAAAAUCUGGGAAGAAAUCCUGGAGCUUUGUGACCAUCGGUCUGUCUGUCCUGCUGCUGCUCAUGACCUGUGCGGUGGUCGCCCUGGUGAUCCUGUAUGCCAACAGUAGAGAUAUGCAGUAUGGCACCAAUUCAGGCAGCAUAUGCACUACUCCUGGAUGUGUUACAGCAGCUGCUAGAAUACUUCAGAACAUGGAUCCAACGACUGAGCCUUGCACGGACUUCUAUCAGUACGCCUGUGGGGGCUGGCUGAACCGGCACGUCAUCCCAGAAACCAGUUCCAGAUACAGCAUCUUUGACAUCCUGAGAGAUGAACUGGAGAUCAUCCUGAAAGGUGUGCUGGAGUCUCCGGAGCAGGGUGAUCGAGAAGCCUUUCGGAAAGCUAAAAUGCUUUACACUUCCUGCAUGAAUGAGAGCUUCAUAGAGCAGCGAGAUUCAUUGCCCCUGUUAGAGGUUUUAGCUAUGGUUGGAGAUUGGCCAGUGGCUUCGGCAGAUUGGAAUAUCACCAAAGAGCCAAAUUGGAGCAUGGAAGAAAAACUCUCUACACUGAACUCCAGAUUUAACAAACGAGUCUUCAUUGAUAUGUUUGUAUGGAACGAUGACCGGGAUUCCAGCAGACAUAUCAUUUAUAUCGACCAGCCUAGUUUGGGAAUGCCGUCCAGAGACUACUACUUUAAUGGUGGCAAUUACCAAAGAGUGCGGGAAGCCUACCUGCAAUUUAUGAUCACCAUUGCCAAAAUGAUCAGAGAAGACAAGAAUUUGGCGAAAGACGACAAUUUUGUCCAAGAGGAAAUGGCAAAGGUUAUGAAGCUUGAAACUGAGAUUGCAAACGCUACUGCUCCUGCAGAAGAAAGGCAUGACGUGACCUUAUUGUACAACAAAAUGACCCUAAGAGAGCUCCAGGAAAAGUUUGCAUUGAAUGAGUUUAACUGGACUCUCUUCAUCCAAGGCAUCAUGUCUUCAGUAAACGUUCAGAUCCACCUGGAUGAGGAGGUAGUUGUGUACGGCGCGCCCUACCUGCAGGAGCUCAAAGCGAUUAUCUCCAACUACUCAGCAAGCACCAUCCAGAACUACCUAGUCUGGCGACUGGUGAUUGACAGGGUCAGCAGCUUGAGUCGGCGUUUCAAGGACGCCCGGGCCAACUACCGAAAGGCACUUUAUGGGACAACACUGGAAGAGGCCCGUUGGCGGGAAUGCGUGAGUUACGUCAACAACAACAUGGAGAAGGCGGUGGGAGCUCUGUAUGUCAGGGAGACAUUUGCUGGUGAGAGCAAGAGGAUGGUCCGAGACUUAAUAGACAAAAUCCGGGAAGUGUUCAUUGAGACGCUCGAUGAAUUACAGUGGAUGGAUGAAACAUCAAAAGAGAAAGCUCGUGAGAAGGCAAUGGCAAUUAAAGAACAAAUUGGCUACCCAGACUAUAUUUUGGAAGAUCUGAAUGAAAAACUGGAUCAGGAAUAUGCAAAUUUAAACUUCAGUGAGCACAAGUAUUUUGAAAACAGCCUGGAAAACCUGAGGGCUGGAGCCCAGAAGAGCUUGAAAAAACUUCGAGAGAGAGUUGACCAAGAUAUAUGGAUCAUUGGUGCUGCAGUGGUCAACGCAUUCUAUUCCCCCAACCGAAAUCAGAUAGUGUUUCCUGCUGGAAUCCUACAGCCUCCCUUCUUUAGCAAACAACAGCCACAGGCACUAAACUUUGGAGGGAUCGGGAUGGUAAUUGGACAUGAAAUUACUCAUGGUUUUGAUGACAAUGGAAGAAAUUUUGACAAAGAUGGAAAUAUGUUUGAUUGGUGGAGCAAUUUCUCAGCCAUGCAUUUCAAAGACCAGUCACGCUGCAUGGUUUAUCAGUAUGGAAACUACACAUGGGAGCUGGCUGGAGGGCAGAAUGUCAGUGGAAUAAGCACGCUGGGAGAGAAUAUUGCAGACAAUGGAGGAGUCCGACAGGCUUACAAGGCCUAUUUAAAAUGGCUGGAACACGAAGGGAAGGAGCCAAAGUUACCAGGACUCGACCUGACUCACAAGCAACUUUUCUUUCUGAACUUUGCCCAGGUGUGGUGUGGUUCCUACAGACCUGAGUACGCCAGCCAGUCUAUAAAGACAGAUGUUCACAGCCCUUUGAAAUACAGGGUGAUGGGAUCCUUGCAAAACUUCGAAGCUUUCUCCGAAGCAUUCCACUGUAAGAAGGGCACAGCCAUGCACCCUGUAGAGAAAUGCAGAGUGUGGUAG
Messenger RNA from Emys orbicularis (European pond turtle), 2322 nucleotides. RefSeq names its product membrane metalloendopeptidase like 1 (gene MMEL1). Gene Ontology annotation, cellular component: plasma membrane. The coding region runs from base 1 to 2322 and encodes 773 amino acids. Gene Ontology annotation, biological process: protein processing. The transcript has 23 exons. The record is from RefSeq and is a predicted model, not a curated record. Lineage: Eukaryota; Metazoa; Chordata; Testudines; Emydidae. Gene Ontology annotation, molecular function: metalloendopeptidase activity.